Molecule: messenger RNA, 633 nt
Organism: Malus domestica (apple)
Lineage: Eukaryota; Viridiplantae; Streptophyta; Magnoliopsida; Rosales; Rosaceae
Cellular component (GO): cytoplasm; nucleus
Source: RefSeq, a predicted model, not a curated record
UUCCUUACGUAGUUCCAUCUGUUGCACACCAAAUCCCAAAUCCCUCGCUCUCUCUCUCUCUCUCUCCCGUCCGAGAUCUCAUCCAAAUCAAAUCAAUGGCAGAAGCACCGCGACCGAGGUCCGGCAACCGCCGCCAGCUCAGCCGCCUCCAGAGGCGAGCCCCGCCCCCGUCUUCCCUUCAAAUAAACCGCGUCCCCGAUUGGAACGUCGCCAUCCCCCUUCUCUCCCCUCUUGUCUCCCCCGAUCAACCGAUCGAGGCCAAAUCCCGUGACGACUCGCGGCACCAGCAGAAGGAGCUCCCGCGCCACCAUCAUCAGGGCGCGGAGGCUGACAAGUCGGCGCAGGCGGCGGUAUUCAAGAAGUGGCAGCACCCUGCGGCUCCGUUUUGCUACGAGCCGCCUCAGAUGGCCCGGCCUUUCGUUCCUGUGUAGUUAGUUAGCCGGAUUCAAUCCGGUUUGUAAGGGUUCUGAUGGACCCUUGCUAAUUUGUAAAAACAUUCUGUGUAGAUCUCAUCUAACGGUGUAUGUGCGUUCAUCUUAGUCGAUUUGUGAUCAAGCAUGCACCUGAUUUUGCCAAUUGUUUCGUACAUAUUCCCCUAGAAAAUUGAUUAAUGCUAUGACUCGUUUAUUAACA